Messenger RNA from Sinocyclocheilus grahami, 1298 nucleotides. Its product is annotated as cathepsin L1-like. Gene Ontology annotation, biological process: proteolysis. NCBI's taxonomy places the organism in Eukaryota, Metazoa, Chordata, Actinopteri, Cypriniformes, Cyprinidae. Gene Ontology annotation, molecular function: cysteine-type peptidase activity. The coding region runs from base 263 to 1294 and encodes 343 amino acids. The record is from RefSeq and is a predicted model, not a curated record. The transcript is spliced from 9 exons.
UUGGUUCGGCAAUGAAUCGUUCUUAUGAGUCGAAUCUUUCCUAUGAAUCAGUUCAACCAGUUCACAAAACCGAUCUGAAUGAUUAGUUAACUAAUCGAUUAUAAUUAUAAUUGAACGGAUAGUAAGGAUGACAUAGUACCUAUAGCAAGUUCUAACAGUAUGGACACACCUUCAGCCUGAUGGUAUAUAACGCAGAAGACAUGCUUCAGUUUCAUCCACACGGCACUCCAAACACUCAGACACACACUUCCUGCAGAGCAACAUGUUCGAUGCGUAUCAAGCACACUGGGUGGCGCUGUUUGCUCUCCUGAUGUGGGCACCUCUGCAGGUGGCAGCAGAUUCAGAAGAGGAAGCCCCCUCAGAUUGGGCGUUGUGGAAAAGUCUUCAUCAAAUAUCCUACGAUGAGGAGAGUGACGACAUUCAGAGACAAAUCAUCUGGGAGACCAAUCUGCAAAUGAUUGAGAAAAACAAUGAUGAUUUCCGCUUCGGAUUGUCGACGUUUAACAUGGCAAUGAACAAAUACGGUGACCUCACCAAGAUGGAGUACAAACUUUUGCUGGGCGCCACAAUUAAUGGACCGAUAAACAGGAGAGGAAAGGUUGCAUCUGCUCAGACGCUCCGUGUCAAUGCUAACAGACUGGGAUUGACCAAUGUGGAUUAUCGAGCACAAGGAUAUGUGACUGAAGUCAAAGAUCAGGGAUACUGUGGGUCUUGCUGGGCCUUUAGCACUACAGGUGCCAUUGAAGGGCAGAUGUUCAAGAAAACAGGGCGGUUGGUGUCCCUCAGCGAGCAGCAGCUGGUGGACUGUUCCAGGUCGUAUGGCACAUAUGGCUGCAGUGGAGCCUGGAUGGCGAACGCCUAUGAUUACGUGAUCCAUAAAGGGCUGGAGAGCUCUGACACUUACCCCUACACUUCAGCGGAUACUCAGCCCUGUUUCUAUGACAGAAGUUCAGUUGUCACCAGGAUCAGUGACUACAGAUUCAUCCCGGCCAGAGAUGAACAGGCACUGGCUGACGCCGUGGCAACCAUCGGUCCAAUCACUGUCGCCAUAGAUGCCGAUCAUCCAAGCUUCCUCUUCUACAGCUCGGGAAUCUACAAGGAAUCUAACUGUAACCCUAACAACCUCAACCAUGCUGUGCUUGUGGUUGGUUAUGGCUCAGAAGGGGGCAAAGAUUACUGGAUAAUCAAAAACAGUUGGGGAACAGGAUGGGGUGAUGGAGGCUACAUGCGAAUGAUCCGCAAUGGCAAAAACACUUGUGGGAUCGCCAGCUAUGCUCUUUAUCCCAUUGUGUAAGAAG